This is a messenger RNA of Dalotia coriaria, 926 nucleotides long. Its product is annotated as inactive phospholipid phosphatase 7-like. The transcript is spliced from 4 exons. Gene Ontology annotation, molecular function: sphingosine-1-phosphate phosphatase activity. Lineage: Eukaryota; Metazoa; Arthropoda; Insecta; Coleoptera; Staphylinidae. The record is from RefSeq and is a predicted model, not a curated record. Bases 214 to 852 code for a protein of 212 amino acids.
ACUUUAUUAACAUGUGACAUGUCAUAAAAUCUGAAGUGUUUUGCUAUUUUUGUCACACUAGUCACAACUUUGAAUAGAUUGCGUGGUCAUAUGAAUAGAUAAAACCCAAAGAAGAUAAUUAUGGACAGAAGCAAGUAUUAAUUGAAACUAUAUUCGAUUGAAUGUGAUAGCAAGAUCUAUUGGCACUUUAUUUGGACUUAUUAACCCUACAAAAUGGCUCCUAAAAGAGAGGUACCUCCUGCAAUCAAGAAAAUACUUGAUAAAGAUGUUGAGAUUACUAAACACUUUUAUGUGCUUGCCAAUAAAAUCAUCCCAUUGGACAAAUGCAAAACCUAUUUUAAAGGAUUAGAGAUUUCCUGUCAUGGAAUUCCUUGGUUUGCAUUCUGGAUUUGUUUUACUUGGCUGUUCAAUGAUCCUUCAUUGAUUCAAAUGCAAAUAAACAUGCUGCUUGGUUUAACACUGGAUAUUUUAUUUGUUGCUUUUAUCAAGGCUUACACACGACGACGUCGUCCAGCUGCAAAUACUGAUGAUGCUUUGGGUCAAAUUGGUCCAGAUGUCUUCAGUUUUCCAUCAGGGCAUGCAAGUCGUGCAGUAUUUGUCACUUUCUUUUUCAUGUGGCUUCAUCCGUUGUCAUUGUUACUCCAGCCUUUCAUUAUUACUUGGUGUGCUGCUGUUUGUGUGAGCAGAGUACUCUUAAGGAGACAUCAUUUACUUGAUGUUGUGGCUGGAAUUGUACUGGGAAAUUUUAUUGGAUUGCUGCUGGGUGUGUUAUAUGUCAGCGACGAUACUGCAAAAUGGCUUAUGAAUAACUUAUCCGACGAGAAAUUGGAUGGAGGAGAUUUUCAUGUGUGAAGUAAGGAUAUUAAUUGUGUUAUUGAAAUGUUUUUUUGGGUUAUAACUAUUAUAAACGUAAUAUUUUAAAUGUA